Molecule: messenger RNA, 23811 nt
Organism: Xenopus tropicalis (tropical clawed frog)
Lineage: Eukaryota; Metazoa; Chordata; Amphibia; Anura; Pipidae
Gene: dst
Product: dystonin
Exons: 104
Coding region: 347-23002 (7551 amino acids)
Biological process (GO): intermediate filament cytoskeleton organization; microtubule cytoskeleton organization
Cellular component (GO): axon; plasma membrane; anchoring junction
Molecular function (GO): calcium ion binding; microtubule binding; protein homodimerization activity
Source: RefSeq, a predicted model, not a curated record
UGCUGCUGGUGUUGCGGAUCAGGGGAGAGAAACCUUAUUUGGGGGCAAUCCUAGCUCGUUUGGAAGCUAUCAAGUCACUGGAAUCAGAUGCCCUUGGUGCUGCACUGAUGCAGUAGAUGAGGCCAGACAGCAGCUCCCGGUGACACAGAGCCCGCAGGCAGCCGGCAUUCCCUGUGCUACAGGGUUUCUGUAGGGAUGUGGAAGUACCUUGCGACUCGCUGCGGGCUCAAGCAUCCCACUAAUCCCACAGCCCUAUGGUACUAGCUCUGCGCUUCUGGUCUGCACCGUCUGUUCAUAACCAAGGGGCUUUAGCGAUCUGACGCUGCCACAGCGCUAACCACUCAACAUGAUUGCUGCUGCUUUCCUAGUGUUGCUCAGACCCUACAGCAUCCAGUGCGCCUUUCUGCUGCUGCUGCUCAUGCUGGGCACCAUUGCCACCAUCUCCUUCCUGUGCUGCUGGCACCGCAAGCUCCAGAAGGGCAGGCACGCAAUCAAGACAGUGUUAGGCGGUCGGGCUAGGAGCAGAGGUAGGACAUAUGCCAUCCUGAGAUCUCACCAUUUUCGUUCAGAGGGAUUCAGGCCAAGUCCUCGUCAUCUAAGGAGAUACACACGGGCUCGGGUUGAGGAAGCAAAGCCUCCGUUGGAGAUUCCACAGAGUGACCAGGAAACCCCAUCACCACUACGAAAAAGGAAAAUCAAGAAAAGCAGCCGGGUUCAGCCAGAAUUCUAUCAGUCAGUGCAAGUCACUCCGACUCGGAAGCCAAGCUCCGGCACAGCUUCCUAUCGCUGCUCCAUGUCUUCCUCGGCCGACUUCUCCGACGAUGACGAUUUCAGCCAAAAAUCUGGCUCAGCCUCCCCUGCUCCUGGGGACACCCUGCCCUGGAACCUACCGAGACAUGAGAGGUGCAAGAGGAAGAGCUCAGGGGCAGCAGUGCUGGAUCCAGCAGAGAGGGCAGUACUCAGGAUAGCUGAUGAAAGAGAUAAAGUACAGAAAAAGACAUUUACAAAAUGGAUUAAUCAGCACCUUAUGAAGGUACGCAAACAUGUCAGUGAUCUGUAUGAGGAUCUGCGGGAUGGACACAAUUUAAUCUCCCUUUUGGAAGUUCUGUCAGGAGACACCCUGCCAAGGGAACGGGAUUUUUUGAAGACCUUACGGUUGGUGAGUUCAUCAGAAGCAUGCGAGUAUGAUCAGCAUGAGGAUGUGGAGGAUGAGGAUAAGGGGCCUCGGGAGAAAGGCAGGAUGCGCUUUCAUAGACUGCAGAAUGUACAAAUUGCACUCGACUAUUUGAAAAAACGACAGGUGAAACUAGUGAAUAUAAGAAAUGAUGAUAUAACUGAUGGGAAUCCCAAGUUGACUUUGGGCUUAAUAUGGACCAUCAUUCUGCACUUUCAGAUAUCUGACAUCCAUGUUACUGGAGAGUCAGAAGAUAUGUCUGCCAAAGAGAAACUGCUUCUUUGGUCGCAACAGACAUCAGAAGGCUAUGGUGGAAUACGUUGUGAAAACUUUACCACCUGCUGGCGAGAUGGAAGACUAUUUAAUGCCAUCAUUCAUAAAUACAGGCCGGACCUGAUUGACUUGGAUACCGUUGCUGUUCAAAGCAACAUUACAAAUUUAGAAAAUGCUUUUUACGUAGCUGAAAAACUGGGCGUUACUAGACUUCUUGAUCCUGAAGAUGUUGAUGUCUCAUCCCCUGAUGAAAAGUCUGUAAUAACAUAUGUGGCAUCUAUGUAUGAUGCAUUCCCGAAAACACCAGAUGGAGGGGAGGGAAUCAGUGCAAAUGAUGUUGAAGUGAAGUGGAUAGAAUACCAGAAUAUGGUGAACUACCUCAUCCAGUGGAUCAGGCACCAUGUUGUGUUAAUGUCUGAAAGGACGUUCCCGAAUACUGUUGUAGAACUCAAGGCACUUUAUCAACAAUAUUUACAGUUUAAAGAAAAAGAAAUUCCACCCCGGGAGACUGAAAAGUCUAAAAUAAAGCACCUUUACACUUUUCUUGAGCCAUGGAUUCAGUUUGGGCGCAUCAAGCUGGUCCAGGGAUAUCAUCCGAAUGAUAUAGAAAAAGAAUGGGGAAAGCUAAUUAUUGCCAUGUUUGAAAGAGAAAAGGCAAUAAGACCUGAAAUCGAAAGGCUUGAAAUGCUGCAGCAGUUAGCAACCCGAGUUCAGAGGGAUAGCUUGGGAUGUGAAGACAAACUAAUCCUGGCUCGCAGUGCUCUCCAGGCUGAUGCCAAACGGAUGGAAUCUGGGAUCCAGUUACAGAAUGAAGCUGAGAUUACCGGGUACUUGAUUGAAUGCGAGAACCUUCUGCGACAGCAGCUUGUCGAUGUCCAGAGUCUUGUGGAUGGGAAAUAUUACCAAGCUGAUCAGUUGGUGCAGAGGGUUGCCUCAUUGCGAGAUGAGUUACUGGCCUUAAGAAAUGAAUUCACUUCACUAUACAGCAAAGGACGUAUGUUUACAAAUGAUCAGACAAAACUUAUGAUAUCAGGAAUAUCACAAAGCCUCAGCUCAGGAUUUUCACAGAAUUUAAACCCUGUUAUGAACUCAACUCUUUCACACAGUAUGACCCCUUCCAUGACACCAACAAGUCUCACACCGGGUCUGUCCCAAGGCUUUAAUUCUCACUUAACUGCUGCUAUGACUCCACCAUUUUCACCCAACUAUAACUCGGGAUUGAUCCAGAACUAUGCAACAGGAAUGAACACAAAUGCAUUACAGUCGCUAAAACUCAUGCAGAUCAAGAAACCCUUACAGAAGUCAUCUCUUGCUGAUCAAAAUUUACCUGAAGAAGAAGUAAACUCAAAAUUUGUUCAAGAUCUUUUGUCAUGGAUCGAAGAAAUGCAGGUGCAGCUUGAUCGGGCUGAAUGGGGUUCAGACCUGUCCAGCAUUGAAGGACAUUUAGAAAACCACAAAAAUUUCGAUCGCGCUGUUGAGGAAUUUGAGUCCAGUCUUAAGGAAGCAAAAAUGAGUGAGCCUCAAAUAACAGGAAUUUUUAAGGCAAAUUAUGAUGAAUCUUUAUACAAGCUUGAGAGUCAGUACUCCAAACUUUUGAAUUCAUCAAGAAACCGACAAAAGCAUUUAGACACACUGCACAGUUUUGUAUCCCGAGCCACAAGGGAGCUCAUUUGGCUUAAUGAGAAGGAAGAGGAGGAAGUAGCUUAUGACUGGAGCGAAAGAAAUCAGAAUAUACCUGCCAAAAGGGACUAUCAUGGGGAUUUAAUGAGAGAACUCGACCACAAAGAGGAGAUCAUCAAAUCUGUACAGGACAUCGCAGAGCAGAUGCUUCUUCAAAACCAUCCUGCAAGAUCAACAAUUGAAGCUUAUAGAGCUGCUAUGCAAACUCAAUGGAAUUGGAUCCUGCAGCUUUGUCACUGUGUUGAACAGCACAUACGGCAGAACUCUGCCUACUUUGAGUAUUUUAAUGAUGCCAAAGAUGCAGCUGAAUAUCUGAAGAGUUUAAAGGAUGCAAUACUAAGAAAAUACAGCUGUGAUAAAUCGACCAGUCUGCAUAAACUUGAAGAUCUGCUCCAGGAAUCAAUGGAGGAAAAGGAACAACUUUUACAGUACAAGAGCACAGUUGGCAGUCUUGUUGGAAAAGCAAAGGCAAUUAUUCAGCUGAAACCCCGGAAUCCAGACAACCCACUCAAAGCAUCCAUUCCAAUCCGAGCUAUCUGUGAUUACAAACAAAUUGAGAUCACUAUUUACAAAGAUGACGAAUGUAUAUUAGCAAGCAACUCACACCGUGCUAAAUGGAAAGUGAUCAGCCCUACUGGUAAUGAAGCCAUGGUGCCUUCUGUGUGCUUCACAGUGCCACCCCCAAAUAAAGAGGCGGUGGAUUCUGCAAACAGGAUUGAGCAAAUGUAUCAGAGCGUCCUGACUCUCUGGCACGAAUCUCAUAUAAACAUGAAAAGCACUGUGUCCUGGCACUACCUAAUGAAUGAGAUUGAAGGCAUCCGGGCCAGCAAAGUCUCCACAAUUAAAACCUUGUUGCCAGGCGAGCAUCAGCAAGUGUUAAGCAAUCUGAAGUCCCGCUUUGAUGAAUUCUUAGAAGACAGCCAGGAAUCCAAGAUUUUUUCUAUGUCUGACAUUGCACAACUUGAAAGAGAAGUCAAUGUUUGCAAACUCUAUUACGAAGAGCUUCUGAAGUCUGCAGAAAGAGAGGAACAGGAAGAAUCUAUUUAUAAUCUGUAUGUAUCUGAGAUCCGAAAUUUCCGCCUACGAAUGGAAAAUUGUGAAGAGCGGCUAAUCAGACAGAUCAGAACACCAUUAGACAGGGAUGAUCUUCAUGAAAGUAUAUUAAGGAUUUCUGAGCAGGAGAAAUUAAAGAAGGAUUUAGAUCACCUUAAAGCUGAUUUAUCAUCAAUAUCUGAGAAAUGUGAUGAAUUCUUCAGUCAAGCUGCUACCUCACCCUCUAUAGAGGCACUACGCACUGAGCUGAAUGUUGUUAUCCAGAAUAUGAACCAAGUGUACUCCAUGUCUUCCAUUUACUUGGAAAAGUUAAAGACAAUAAAUUUGGUGCUAAAGAACACACAAGGAGCAGAAACUCUUGUGAAACUCUAUGAGACCAGAUUGUGUGAAGAAGAUGCAGUCACGGCUGACAGAAAUGGGAUUGACAAACUUGUGGCCACCUUAAAGCUCUGGCGGUCAGAGGUUGAUGAGAAACGGGAAGUGUUUCACGCAUUAGAAGACGAGCUGCAGAAAGCCAAAAAUAUCAGUGAUCAAAUGUUAAAAGUGCACAAGGAGCGAGACCUGGAUUUUGACUGGCACAAGGAAAAGGCUGACCAGCUUGCAGAGAGAUGGCAGAACAUUCAUUCUCAGAUUGAAAACAGAUUACGUGAUCUGGAUGGCAUAAGUAAGUCUUUAAAAUACUACAAAGAGUCAUAUGGGGCACUUGACUCAUGGAUCAGACAGAUAGAAGAAACACAAAGUAUGCUUCAGGAAAACAUGCCGGAAAACAGCAAGGCUCUGGCAAAGCAAUUGGAUCAGCAGAAGAUGCUGAUUUCAGAGAUUGAAAUGAAACAAAGUAAAAUGGAUGAAUGCCAGAAGUAUUCUGAACAAUUUUCUUCAGCAAUUAAGGAUUAUGAGUUGCAGUUAAUGACAUACAGAGCACUGGUGGAUUCCCAUCAAAAGUCACCAAUGAAGCGCAGAAGGAUUCAGAGUUCUUCAGAUUCAGUUGUGCAAGAGUUCAUGGCUUUAAGGACCCGUUACACUGCUUUAAUGACCUUAAUCACACAACUGGUUAAAUUUUCUGGUGAGACCCUGAAGAGGAUGGAAGAAGAAGAGAAGUCUUUGGAAGAGGAAAAGAAAGAGCAUGUUAAGAAGGCAGGGGAAAUACUGAAUUGGGUGUCUAAGGUCACACAAACGUUGAGCAAAGAAGGAGGACAAGACAUUUCAGAAAACACACCCAUAUCUAAGUCUCAGAUAUCCUGUGAUGACAUAGCAAUGAAGCAAGAAGAAAUUUCUGAUGCUCUACAAACCUUGCAAUUGCUUUUAGCCAAGCACAGUGAAAGAUUGACAGAGGAGGAGAGAAAAGAAAUUGAAAAGCAAGUUAAGGAAUUACAAGAAAGUCAAAGUUUCUUAUCGAAAGAGUAUGAAAGACAGCAAAAGGAAGCAAAGGAUUUGGUAGAUAAACUUGUGGAACAGAAGGUGGAUAAGGUUGUAUCAGGAACCAUUGAUGAGACAACUGGGACAGUUCAUUCCGUAUAUCAUUCUAUAGUUCAAGGUCUUGUUGACUAUGAAACUGGAAUCCGGCUGCUUGAAAUUCAGUUAAUUGUUUCAGGGCUGGUAUCACCAGAAUUAAAAAUGUGUUUUGAUAUUGAAGAAGCUAAGAAUCAUGCACUUAUUGAUGAACAAAUUGCUUUACGACUGCAAGACUUAUCAGAUGCUAAAAAUAUUUAUUCAUCUCUCUCUUCAGUAGACUUUCCAAUAAUAGAUGCUUUUGAUCAGGGAUUAAUUUCGGAGUCUGUUACAAUUAAAAUGAUAGACAUUUUGCUGUCAUGUGGUUGCCUGUAUGUUUCUGGAAUUGGUGAGCACCUUAACUUGAACAAACUUUUCCAGAGAAACCUGAUUUCAGCAGUCUUAUUUUCCAAACUUAUCGACAGGCAAAAAGCAGGGAAAGACCUUAUUGAUCCAAUUACAGCUGAAAAGGUAAAUGUAACAGAAAUCAUCCAGAGAUGUGUCACAAAUAAACAAACGGGAAUGAAAUUUCUACCAGUUAAUUCACAAGAUAAAGGCAAAAUUACAAUAAAAUCUGGACGGAAGAUUAGUGUUUUAAGGGCAGCACACGAAGGCAUUCUGGAGCGUGAAAUUAUGUUUAGAAUGCUUGGAGCACAGAUUUUUUCAGGGGGUAUAAUUGAUCCAGACUCUGGGAAAAGAUUUACACUUGAAGAAGCACUAGAGAAAGGAUUUAUUGAUCAGUGCACAGUUUGUGGAAUAUUAACUCAGCAAGUUCAGAAUGGGGGAAUUGUUUGCCCAUCUACAGGAAAAUACUUAUCUGUGGAUGAAGCGGUUCAGUGCAACUUAAUAUCCUACAGCAGUGCUUUGUUGGUCCUGGAAGCACAAAGAGGAUUUAUUGGUCUGAUUUGGCCUGACACCAGUGAAAUUUUCCCAGUUUCAACAUCUUUACAACAAGGAAUGAUUUCUAAUGAUUUAGCACAGAAAAUUCUAAGAAAUAGACAAAAAAUUGCUGGCUUAUAUAUUCCAGAAACUUCUGAAAUUAUUCACCUGGAUGUAGCUGCUCAGUUAGGUAUCAUAGAGAAUAACACAGCCACUGUCCUAAGUAAUGUUCAAUUACAUGAUACAAUGCCAAACAUAGAUGUUCUAGAACCAACAUGUAAACAUGCUUUAAAAUGGAUGUCUCCUUAUGAGUCACAUGCUUCUCCACUUGAUGAAUUAUCUGAAAAAAAAAGUUCUGAUACAGAAGAGCCAUUAACACAUAAUCCAGAACACACAAAGCAGUUAUUCUACUCAUACCUAAUGAUAAACAGUUACAUUGAUGCACAUACAGGGGAACGCCUUCUGCUGUUUGAUGGGGAUCUUGAUGAGGCUGCCAGCAUGCUACUUGAGUCUGAGCAUAUAGUGCGCACUACCAGCAUGGCCAAUGAAGAACAAACAUUUGACUCUAUAUGUAAUGAAUUUAGUUCCCAUGUGACAGGCCUAGACAUCCACAAUACCGAAUUAGACAUUUUAGGACAGUUUAGUGAAAAAGAACCCAAUAAUUCUUCCUGUGAAGAAAACAUUCCUAUUACAAGUGUAGCAGACCUUGAUGAAAGCUUAUGCCAAAAGCAACUAAAUACUUCAGUGAAAAGUGAUCUAGAUUGUAAUGACAUAUGCCAAGAACAACUGAAAUCUUAUUUGGGGGAUAUAGAAAACACUGGUGUUUGUGAUCAAGAAAAAAAAGGUAAAGCAGAGCAUGAUCAGUGCCAAGAAUUACAUUUUGUUGAAAAUAAACAAAAACAUGUGCUAAAGCCUCUGGAAUCCAGUACUGAAAAAGGAAACCUAACGCAUACUCAUAUUGAGGAAGAUAGUCUGAACAUACCUGAAAUGCAGCACUAUCUGGUAAAUGACAUUGUAGAGUCAGCAGAACCACACCAUCUUAUGCCAGGAAAUAUUUUACAUGAAGAAAGUAUUACAGCAGUAAAUGUCCAGAUUGAGGAACAACAGAUAGUUACAAAAGACCCUGUCCCCUUAUUCAACACCGAACCUGAUGAGAUAGAGACUCAGGUUAAUUCUGUAAGUAAUAUGUCUUCUGAUAAUGAAAGUAGGAAUACAGAACCUCAUUUGAGUAACAGCAAUUAUCCAAUAAAUGGUAACGAAGGCUAUGAAACAACACAGCAUGAAGUUAUUGACAGUGAUGGCUAUCUUACUCCAACCAAUACUGAACAUGAUGAUGUUACACUUAAUACAGUGGUGGAGUUCCACUCUAAUUCAGAUAUAGCAGAAAUAUGCACACUUAAUAUUAAUGAUAAUUUAACCCAUACGACAAGUAGUAAUGAAAACUAUGAGUUCUACAGUCCUGAACAUGUUGUGAAGCGUGCUUGUGGAACUUCCCAGGGUCACAGUGAUAAUGAUACAUCAGAUCUUGAAGAAGAGGGAAGUGAUGAUGAAGUUGACUUCAAUUCUCAAUAUGACUUAAUCAGUAAUAAAAUGCAGGCUAUUGGAGGAAACACUGCAGAGGACAGAGAUCUUACGGAUUCCAGUUCAGAUGAUGAUACAUUCUAUUAUAAUGAAAGUGAUAUUGAAAAGGCAGUUGUGGCACGUGAUCGUCAGUUUCUAGAAACUAUUAUCGAAGAGGAUUUGGAAAGCAACACUUGUUCAGAAGAACAGGCCUCACCUGUUACUGAUGGUGCUUCUUCAGUUAACUUAGUGGAAGACAGGUGGAAAGAUGGUGAACAUGAAGCAGAUGGUACUGAGGUGGACAACAAACCAAAUAACUUUAAAAAUGGUUCUAAUUGCUUAACAAAUGAGGAAAAGGAAGAUGAAUUUACUGAAAGCUGCUUUAGUGAAACAGAUAUUGAAUGUUUUGUUACAGAUGAAACCAACAGUGAUGAAGAUUUUGAGACUGAAUUAUCUACAAACGAGCAAAGUAUUUUUAGUAACACAAAUGUAUUUGAUCCAUGCCUUGAAGGUGAACGUCCGAUCAACUUCUCUAAUUCAAUUUGUACAUCAUUUCAAGCAAAUAAUAGUGAAAAUACAGAGUUUGUGUCUCUUAAACCAUCUAAAAAUGUAUAUAGUACUGAACUGGAUGAUGAAGAUAAUAGGGAAGGGAAGUGCUCAACAGAUAACACUCCUGAUUCUGUGUUAAGGACUUAUCCUUCCUUUGAAACAACUACAGUAGAGUGUGCCGAGAGUGGUGUUGUAAAACACAAGACAUGUGAAAUACUACAAACAGGUAAAGAUUUAAACCUAAACUUAAGUGUUUCUGCUAUCCCUGAUGUGAAUGCUGAAAUGUCAGAACUAUGUAAGCUGGUUACUUUGGAAUCAACCCUUUUGGAAAAUAAUGAUCUGGCUACAAAUACAACAUCUUCCUUAUGUGAACCAUCUGAACACCCUAAUAAUACAGAAAAAGAAAGCACAAGUAUUUCUGCUCCUAAUUUAGAUGACUGUAUACUUCAAGCAGAUAAGAAAACAACAAUUUUUAAGACUAAUGACAAUGUAGAGGAAAUUAUUCAUUUGCCAGAAAAGCAGCAAAAUACUGAUUGUUUAUCAACCCCAAGUCCCAUUCACAUUGAAAACUUAAGUGCGAUUUUUGAUGCUUCCUUCCCUAAAGCUGCUAAUGAUGUUUUGGAGUCAAAUUCUAUGAAAGACAUGUCACAAACCUUGAACACUAGCAGCAUCAAAGAUACAGAUCCUAAAUAUGAAGAGAAAAAUAGGGAUUUGACAAGUUACCUCAGGGGAUGUGCAAGUAUUCUUCAGGCAAAUGAAGAAACUGCAGGCACUCCCUGUUCUGAAGCAGAUAUGAGUUUUGAUGAGAAUAACACAAAUGAUAGAAUUAAUACAAGACUUAAUAACGAUAUGCCUGAAUUUCCAGAUAUGGCAAUAACUGACCUAAAAGAAAAGGUGGGUGGUGAACAAGUUCAUAUUUAUGUGGAGACUGUUCCCGAAGAUGGAAAUAUUGAGCAGGACAAUUGUUAUGAAGAAAAGGCAAACAUGGGGAAAAGCAGAGUUUGUGAUAUAAUGCAACCAAAAGAAGAAUUUACAAAUAAUUCAGAUUUGUCUGAGAAAGCAAAUGAAUCUUUAGUUGAGAGCCAGUUAAUAGAAGAAACACAAAUAGGACACAAUUCUACAGCAUGUGUUUAUGCUGUACAAAAUGAGAAAAUAUUACAGUCAGAGCCAGAUUAUCCUGACAGUAAUUUAAAUAAUGCCAGUUCUACCACAGAAGUGAAAGAGGUGACAAAUAACAGCCAUGCUGUACUUGAUUUGCACAGUGGCUCUUCUGGUACUAACUUGGAUGAAAAUCAACUCUGUCCUAAUCAGGAAGUAGAAAAACUUUCAAGUGACUUUGCUUAUGCCACAGAACCAGUAGCAGAACCAAACCGUCCUAAAUUAAUCUCUUCUCAACUGGAGCAAAUAUUUUAUGAACCCCCAGAUUCUGAAAAUAAGAAUAAGAUUGAAGAGCUUCUUAUUAAUAUUAACAAAGGUCUUUUUCCAAGUGAGAUGGUGAGUUAUUCUUUAAAAUCGCAUAGCUCAGAAAGGCAAGAUGAUAAUUCAACUGUAAAUGCUGCCAGACAAAGUGAUAAUUUUGCUGAGGCACAAUGUGCACUAACAUUUAAACAUGCUUCGCAAAACCCAGAAACACUGCCUUCUAACUAUGAUCAAAAGACUGAUGAUUAUAAAACACAACCUAAUCCUCAAGAUAUGUCUAAAACAGAUGAAGCUAAAGGAUGCCUUUCAUCAGAUACGUUAUCAAUGACAGUAAGUCAGUGCUCUCAGAAACUAUGUGAACACCUUACUGUUAUUCAGGAUUUAAAAUAUCACUUAGACAGCCUGCCAGCCAUCAGCGACAAUUUGGAAACUUUGAAAAUACAACUUGAACAGAUUGAGUCAUUUGCAUCAAGGCUAAAUGUGCUUUCUGUUGAUAUGAAAAAAGAUUUGAAGGCUGCAGAACCUUUCUUAAUGUCUAUGCCUGGUAACAUUGCAACAGAACAUCUGAAGGAAUUAAAUGACUGCUUGAAGAAGGCCCAUGCUGUAGUCUGUGAAAUGUCUUCAGAUCGUGCUAAACAGAUUGCUUUCAAUGUUGACACAGAGAUGUCUAAAUUAUCAGUAUUCUAUCAGGACCUCUUAAACAGACUGCAGUUAUUGUCAGAUUGGAUCCAAGAGAAACAAAAUUCUAUGGAUGUUUCUGUCAACAGUAAUGGCGCGGAGAUGGAAAAGCAAAGUCUUGAAUUCCUUAAGGAACUGGGCACACAUAUAUCUGAAAAAAAGUUAGAGUUGGAAACAACAGCAUUUGAUAUCCAAUUUUUCAUAUCAGAACAUGCCCAAGAUCUUUCUGCAAUCCAAAGUAAACAGCUGUUACGACUCCUAAACACAACACAGAGGAGUUUUCAGGAAGCUCACAAAACGAUUGCAUCGCAGACCAAGUAUUUGCAAAGCGCCUUGUUGGCAGCACAAGACCUGAGUGACCAGAAGGAUGCAGAAGUACAGUUGCAAGAACACAAAGAAAAACUACAGGAAAUCUGUCAUCUCCUCACACAGACAGAAAACCGACUGAUAGGUCAACAAGAUACCUUCUCUGCGCAUGAUAGCCCUGCUGACCUAAAGCUUCAUCAAAACGAAUACCAGGAGCUGCAGAAGGAUAUGCUUGCCGGGGCCAGUGAAUUGGCAGAGAUUGUAAAAAAUACAGAGAAAUUUCUACAGGAAUAUGGAGAUAAACUUUCACCAGAGGACAGAGCUAUCAUCGAGAAGAAAUUAAAAGAGGCAAAAAACAAGUUUGAUCUUCUCAGCAAAAGAGCAGAAGAAUCCAAAAAACAACUGGAUAAAGCACUUACUUCUGCAAUUAAAAAAGAAAGUGAAAAGUCUGCUGCUGUGGAACAGUUAGAAGAGAGCAAAAACAAAAUUGAAAGCCUUUUGGAUUGGUUGUCGUGUGUGGACAAAGAAGCAGUGAAUGGCAACAAUGUGCCAAAAACGAAUGUAAAACAAAAUGGAACACACCAUCAAGACCAGGACCUAAGCUCUUUGCUUCAUGGAACAGAAGAGGUUAAUGGGAAUCUAAUACAAAGAGAUGGCAAAGAGAGUACUGUGAAUGUUCACAAACAAGAUAAAGAAGAUUUAAGCAGUCAAUAUCAAAGGGCAAAGGCCCAACAUGACAAAAUUGUCUCCCAGCAUCAGGCUGUUAUUAUAGCUACACAAUCUGCCCAAGCAUUACUUGAGAAACAGGGUGGGCAUCUAUCAAAAGAAGAGAAAGUAAAGUUGCAAAAAGAUAUUGCGGACUUAAAAGCCCAGUAUGAGACAGCACUUUGUGACUCUGAACGAAAGAUGAAGUUGAUCCAGAAUGUGCAAGAAGAGUUAGAAAAGUUUUCGACAGACUGCAAUGAAUUUGAAAACUGGCUUCAGGAAUCUCAGGGUGAAUUGGAAGAGCUGGAAUCUGGGCCUGCCGAUUUUGCAGCAAUCGAUAUCAAGUAUCAGAGGCAAAAAAGCUUCUCAGAGGAUGUGAUUUCUCACAGAGGGGACCUACGUUACAUCACUAUAUCAGGACAGAGAGUUUUGGAUGCAGCAAAAUCUUGCAACAAAGAUGAAGACAACAAUAAUGUUAGUACUCUGGAAACAUGCAAAAUGGUACAAGAAAAGCUGGAUACAGCUUCCGAGAAGUUCAAGUCUUUGCAGUCUAAGUGCAACGUUCUUGGAAAUAACUUAAAGGAUUUAUCUGACAAAUGCCAGCAUUACAAGGAUGCAUCUUCUUCCCUACUAAAAAGAUUGGAGAUAUCUGAAUCCACUGUAAACAAAAAACUGUCUGAGCCUAUUGCUGCUAAUACCAAAAACGUGCAAAGACAGAUUGACGAAACAAAGGUUUUGUGUGAACAGGUGUCUGCUCACCAGGCUGAUGUUGAAAAACUCAAGAAGGCAGCAGAAGUACUUAUGGAUUCCAAAGGAGGCCUUUCACUAAACAAAGAUGAGAUCCAAAUGCCUCUUGAUGAUAUUGUGGGAAGGUACAACACUCUAUCUCAGUCAGUAAACGACUGGAAUGAAAAUCUCCAGGUUACCUUAACCCGCUCGCUUAGUGUUCAGGAUGGUUUAAAUGAAAUGCUGGACUGGAUGUGUGGGGUGGAAAGAGAUUUGAAAGACCAACACCAAGUUCCACUGAAUUCUUCCUCUAUCCAGGAAAUUAUUACAAAAAAUAAUAUUCUAGAACAAGAUAUAUCCAACCGCCAGAGCAGUAUUAACACCAUAAAUGACAAAGUCCAAAAAUUCAUGGAGACAGCGGACCCAUCAACAGCAUCUUCUUUACAGGCAAAGAUGAAUGACCUGUUUUGUCGUUUUUCCAAAGCCGGUGAACUUGCCAAAGAGCGCACUGCACAGAUGGAGGGCCUAAAGAUGAAAGUCGAGCUGUUUGAAAAUCUAUCAGAUAAAGUGGAUUUAUUUUUGGACCAAAAGUUUCAGUCUCUUACAGAGACAGAUGUUCCUGGAAAAGAUGUUACAGAGCUUUCUCAGUAUAUGCAGGAAACAAGCUGCGAGCUAGCAGGCCACAAGAAAAACUUGGAAGACUUGCAGAAGCUUGUUGAAGAGAUAUGUGUUUAUGGUAUUCCUGGAGACAAGGCACUUGCUUUGGAAAAAGUGAAAACAAUGCUGAAAAGGUUUCAAGAUCUUGAAGAGACUGUUAAGGCAAAGGAAGAAGAUGUGUCUUCUUGCCAAAAUGAAAUGGAUGCUUUUAAGUCUUUAAUUCAGUCUUUAAAGAAAUGGUGUGUAUCAGUAACUGAAGAGAUACCUGCUGCUCCAAGAACAUUAUGUGUAGAAGAAUUAGCUAAACAUUUGCAAAAGAGCAAGAGUUUGCAAGAGGAGUGGUCCCAAAAAGGCCCAGAAGUACAAGAAGUUAAUAGCAAAGGGGCGGUUCUUAGUAACUUAAUCAGCACUGUGACUUCACCUGUAAAAAUCAGAGCAUCAGGGAAAUCAGGUAGGACUGUUAUAAAUGGAACAGCCAAGGAACAACUAACUAAUAAAGAGCUAGCUUAUGUACAAAAGGAGAUAUCUGAUGUAAAUGAAGGUUAUCAGCACUUGGGAGAUUUGUUAAAAGAAAAAGUUUCUGAGUUGGAGAGGUGGCUUUUACAAAUGCAGCAAGUACAAGAGGAAACAGAUACAUUGAUGAAAUGGCUUAGCAAAAUGCAGGAUGAGACUGCACAAUGGGAACAUCCGACAGACAGUGUUUCCUUGAAAGCCCAGAUAGAACAGCAUAAGCGGUUUGCGUCUGAUAUGAAACAAAAGGAAAAAAGUGUGGAAAUGCUAAAGAAUAAGUUGAAAGAUCUGCUGCUUGCAAAUCCAGAUGCACCAGAGUCAUCGAAGUGGAAAGAAAUGCUGGAUAAAAUAGAUUCUUUAUGGCAAGACAUUAACAAGAUGGCAGCAGAAAGACAGCAAACUUUAGAGGAGUCUUCAAAUGAUCUGAACCAGUUCCAGACAGCAGAGGCACAGCUAAAACAAUGGCUUACAGAGAAAGAACUCAUGGCCAGUGUACUUGGGCCGCUCUCAAUUGACCCAAAUAUGCUGAAAACUCAAAAACAGCAAGUUCAGAUCCUUCUUAAAGAAUUUGAUGCUAGAAAACAGCAAUAUGAACAGUUCAGGUCUGCAGGACAGAGAAUCCUUAACAGGCCCUGUGAGCUCCCUUCCAGUGGUGAAGUUGUGAAAGAACAGUUGGCAUCUGUAGCAUGCAAAUGGGAAAGUCUAACAGGACAGUUGAAUGAUAGAUGUGAUCGCAUUGAACAGGCUAUUGUCAAAAGCACUAAUUAUCAGAACAAUUUAAAGGGCCUCUCUGAGAAACUAAGUGCCAUGAGUAAUACAUUGAGCACCAAUAUGGUGGUGAGCUCCCAUCCUGAUGCUGUCAAUCAAAAGCUCCAAACAGCAAAGCAGCUUCAGAAAGACUUGUCUAAUGAAAAGAAGAACAUAGAAGAUACCAAAGUCCUUUGCCAGGAACUGUCAAAUCUGGUGGCAGAGGACUACUUGAAAGCAGAAUUAAAUAGGCAAAUGGAUACUGUUGUAAAGCCAUUUGUGGAUCUGGAAGAAAAAGCAGGUUAUCAUGUUGAGCAGCUACAAAUGGCUUUUGCUAGCUCUCAGAAGUUUCAUCACUUGUCUGAAGAUCUUAAGUCUUGGAUACAAACUAAAACAAAGGAGCAAAAUGAAGCAGCCCCAAUUUCAGCCAACCUUAAUAUCUUAGAGUCACUCAUCACAGAGCAGGCAGAAGUGCAAAAUGCUCUAAAGGACCAACUCAGCACCUAUGAGAAAGUAACUGCAGAAGCUGAAAAUCUUCUGCAGAAAACAAAAGGAGAUGAAAAAGCAAACCUACAGUCCCAACUUUCCAUGCUCAAAAGUAAUUGGGAAGCCAUUAACAAGCAGGUUUUGGAAAGGCAAAACAAUUUGCUUGACUGUCAACAGAAGGCUACCAAACACAAGGAGUUUGUAGAAAAUAUUCAACCAUGGAUAGAGGAAUGUCAGCAUAAACUGUCUGAAUUUACAGUUUCAGUAGAUUUAAGUGCCAUUGAGAGUUCAGUAGGGCAAGUAAAAGUUCUGCAAAAGAAUGUUGAUAAACAGAGGGGAAUGAUGGAGACCUUAAACAGUGCAACAGAGAGCCUACUAAACUGCUGUCAAACAGAUAAAGAAGCAAUCAGAGAGCAAAACAAAAAUAUGAACAGUCAGGUUGAUGAACUUAUUGAUAAUUUACAUAUUAAGAGGGACACACUGGAGAAAUUUGGGACUCGUCUCAAGGAAUUUCAGGAAUCUGUUAAAGAUACAGAAAAGCAGCUGGCUGUAGCCCAGGAGCAUUUAGAUGCUCACAACUCUCUUGGUCCUCAAGGUUGCAGUAACAAACACCUUACAAUAAUGCAAACUCAACAAAAGGUUCUUCAGAACCUUGAACCCCAAAUAGACAUUGUCAGAAGUCUGGCACAGCAGCUUGUUGUUGAUGCCUUUGAUGCAGAAGGUGUUACUGAACUAGUUCUUCAAGCAGAGUCACUUCAUCAAAAACACCAUAUUAUCCAUCAAGAAGUAGAAGAAAAAUGUUCCUUCUUAGAGACUAAACUACAAGGAAUUGGACAUUUCCAAAACAGCAUCCGAGAGAUGUUUUCUCAGUUUACUGAGUUAGAUGAUGAACUUGAUAGUAUGACUCCAGUGGGAAGGGAUCUUAACAUAUUGCAGUGUCAAAAACAGGACAUAAGCAAAUUCCUAAAGAAACUGAGUGAUUUAAUAACAACUAAUGAAAAUGCAAAUAAGACCUGUAAGAAAAUGUUGGCUACUGAGUCAUCGCCCGAUCUUAUUGGCAUCAAAAGGGAUCUGGAAGCGUUAAAUAAACAAUGUAACAAACUACUUGACAGAGCAAAAUCCAGAGAAGAGCAAACUGAGAAUAUUAUAUCUCGAACUGAGGACUUUUAUUGCACACUAAAACAAUUUUUUGAUCUACUUAAGGGAGUAGAGGAGCAUGAAGAGUCCCAAGGUGCUGUUGGCAUGGAAACAGAUGUCAUUAAUCACCAAUUAAACAUCUUUAUGGCUUUCCAGAAGGAAGAAAUUGAGCCUCUUCAAGCCCGCAUCCAGGAGGUGAAUCAGUUGGGUCAGGGCCUUGUGCAAAGUGCUGCUAAAAAUACUAGCACCGAGAGCUUGGAACAUGAUCUGGAGGAAGUGAACGUGAGAUGGAAUACUCUGAAUAACAAGGUUGCUCAGAGGGCUGCCCAGUUACAAGAAGCCCUCCUUCACAGUGGAAGGUUUCAGGAUGCUCUGGAAUCUCUAUUGAGCUGGCUCACAGAUACAGAGGAUCUGGUUGCAAGCCAAAAGCCACCAUCAGCAGAGUUUAAAGUGGUGAAAGCACAACUGCAAGAACAAAAGUUACUUCAGAGACUUCUGAGUGACCGGAAACCUACUGUUGAGGCAAUAAAACGAGAAGGGGAAAAGAUUGCCAGUUCUGCUGACCAAACAGAUAAAGAAAAGAUCUUGAAGCAACUGAGUACCUUAGAGCGUAGGUGGGAUGAGCUGCUGAAAAAAGCAGAGAUAAGAAAUCGCCAGUUGGAUGACAUUUUAGUUGUAGCAGAGCAGUUUCAUGAUUCCUUAGAACCUUUAUCUGAAUGGCUCACGUCCACUGAGAAAAAGCUUGCAAUCUCAGAGCCCAUCGGUACACAGACAGCCAAACUUCUGCAGCAGAUUUCCCAACAAAAAGCCUUAGAAGAUGACAUCACAGCUCACAAUAAAAGUUUACACCAAUCCCUGAGCACUGGGCAGACUUUAAAAGCCUUGAGUUCAAGGGAAGAUAAAGAGAUGAUACAGGAAAAAUUAGACACUUGCCAGACGUGCUAUUUGGAGGUCCAGGAGAAAAGUAGCAGGAGGUGUGAACUACUGCAUCAGGCCUACUGCAAUGCUCAGAUAUUUGGGGAUGAUGAGGUUGAGUUGAUGAACUGGCUGACAGAAGCUCAUGACAAGCUGAGCAAGCUCACAGUUCAAGAUUAUAGCACUGACGUGCUCACCAGACAACACACUGAGCUGCUGCUUCUUCAGGAAGAUAUCAUGCUUAGGAAGCAAAAUGUUGACCAGGCCAUCCAGAAUGGAGUGGAGUUGCUAAAACAAACUACAGGGGAUGAAGUUGUGAUCAUUCAGGAAAAGUUAGAUGGCAUCAAAUUAAGAUAUGCAGAAAUCACAAAGUUAAGUUCAAAGGUAUCCAAAAUCUUAGAUCAGGCACUUCAUCUUGCAACCCAGUUUCACUCAACUCACGAGGAACUUAGCCGAUGGUUGGACAAGGUGGAAGUAGAACUAAAAGGUUAUGAAACACAGGCCAGCUCUACAGAUGAGCUAAGUGUUGUACAGGAGAGGAAAAAGGAUCUGAAACAAGAAACUAAGGUCAGUAAGGCUUUGUUAGACUCUCUGAAUGAUGUCAGCAGUGCUUUGCUGGAACUAGUGCCAUGGAGAGCAAGAGAAGGGCUUGACAGAAUGGUAACGGAGGAUAAUGAACGCUAUAGAUUAGUAAGCGACACUCUAACACAAAUGGUGGAAGAGAUAGAUGCUGCCAGAGUGAGAUCUCAGCAGUUUCAGCAAGCUGUUAAUGCAGAGUAUGCAUGGACUGAAGAAGCAGAAAAUAAAUUAAGGUCGUUGGGCCACAUUCGGCUUGAGCAAGACCAGACCACAGCUCAGCUUCAAGUCCAGAAGGGAUUUACAAUGGAUAUAUUACGACAUAAAGAUUCAGUAGAUGAACUAAUUACAUCAGCAGAUGACAUUAUGAAUGUAUUUAAUGAAGAAGAGAAGCAAUCUAUGAAGGACAAACUUAAGAACUUGGGGAUAAAGUAUGAUAAAAUCUGCCAUCUGAACGCUGAAAGGAAUCUUCAGCUGGAAAGAGCUGUGUCACUGGUGAACCAGUUUUGGGAGACAUAUGAAGAAUUAUGGCCAUGGCUUAUAGAAACAGAGAAUGCCAUUUCACAGCUUCCAGUUCCAGCUCUUGAUUAUGACACCCUGAAACAGCAGCAGGAAGACAUUCGCCAACUUCGUGAACUAAUUGCUGAGCACAAACCUCAUAUUGAUAAAAUGAACAAAACAGGUCCUCAGUUACUGGACCUUAGCCCAGAGGAGGGAUUUUUUAUUCAGGAAAAAUAUGUGUCAGCUGAUACACUUUAUAGUGAAAUUAAAGAAGUGGUGAAGAAGCGAGCUAUUUACUUGGAUGAAGCCAUUUCUCAAUCAGCACAGUUUCAUGACAAAAUUGACCCAACUCUUGAAAAUCUGCAACGCAUAGCUGAGCGCUUGAGACAGCCCCCUUCCAUCUCUGCUGAGUGUGAAAAGAUAAAAGAACAGCUCAGUGAAAAUAAGAAUGUGUCUGUAGAGCUUGAAAAGCUUCAACCUGUCUAUGAAACUCUUAAAAAACGCGGAGAAGAAAUGAUUGCACGCUCAGAAGGUGCUGAUAAGGAUAUUUCAGCCAAAGUUGUUCAAGAUAAGCUUGACCAAAUGGUCUUUGUUUGGGAGGACAUCCAGGCUUUGACAGAAGAGAGAGAGGCCCAGUUGCUUGAUGUGUUGGAAUUGGCAGAGAAGUUCUGGUGUGAUCACUAUGCAUUGAUAGCUACAUUUAAGGAUACCCAGGAUUUAAUACGGGAGCUUGACGGUCCUGGGGUUGACCCUUCUGUUGUAAAGGAACAACAAGAGACGGCAGAGGUGAUAAAGGAAGAAAUUGAUGGGUUUCAGGAUGAGCUGGAUGCAGUAAUUAGCCUUGGAUCCGAACUGAUAUCUGCUUGUGGGGAACCUGACAAACCUGUUGUUAAUAAAAACAUAGAUGAGCUAACUUCUGCAUGGGAUACUCUUAAUAAAACUUGGAAGGAACGGGUUGAAAAACUUGAUGAAGCUAUGCAAGCUGCAGUUCAGUAUCAAGAUGGCCUGCAGGCUCUGUAUGACUGGGUUGACAUUGCUACUUUGAAAGUAGAGUCUAUGCCACCAAUUGGAACCGAUUUGGUAACAGUAAAGCAACAAAUUGUGGAACUUAAGCAAUUCAAGACAGAUACCUACCAGCAGCAAAUAGAACUGGAAAGGCUAAAUCAUCAGAAAGAACUGUUGCUGAAGAAGGUGACGGAUGAGAAUGAUAAGCAAGCUGUUGAGGAUCCCUUGUCAGAAUUGAAACUCUUAUGGAAUUCUCUUGAGGAUAAAAUUAUCAACAGACAGCACAAACUGGAAGGUGCUCUGUUAGCCCUGGGGCCAUUCCAGCAUGCCCUUGAUGAGCUCACAACAUGGAUGACUCACACCGAGGGACUUUUAAAUGAACAAAAAUCAGUUGGAGGAGAUCCUAAGGCUAUUGAAAUUGAACUUGCAAAGCAUCACGUACUUCAAAAUGAUGUGCUAGCACACAAGUCUACAGUUGAAACUGUAAAGAAGGCAGGAAAUGACCUUAUUGAAUCGAGCGCAGGAGAGGAAGCGAGCAGCCUCAAUAGCAGGUUGGAAUCUUUGAACCAGCGGUGGCAAAUAAUUCUAGAUAAAACAGAGAAGAGGAUGAAGUUGCUGGAUAGUGCAUUGUUUCAGGCUCAGGGUUUCCACAGUGAAAUUGAAGAUAUGCAUCAGUGGCUCACAGACAUAGAACGCCAGUUACUGGCUUCUAAACCCGUUGGAGGUUUGCCUGAAACUGCUCGGGAACAACUCAGUGCCCAUCUGGAACUUUGCUCUCUCUUUGAAGUUAAAGAAGAAAUUUACAAGAGGCUAAUGCAGAAAAGUCAGCAAAUGAUGGAGCGAUGCACAGAUGACCCAGAAGCAAAUAUAGAUCAAGAUGUUAUUAACCUGAAAGAGAAAUGGGAAUCUGUAGAUACAAAACUCAGUGAGAGAAAAGCAAAACUUGAAGAAGCACUUGAGGUGGCAACAGGUUUUCACAAUUCUCUACAAGAUUUCAUCAACUGGCUCACACAAGCAGAACAGACUUUAACUAUCGCUUCUCCACCAAGCCUUAUUUUGGAUACUGUAUUGUUUCAGAUUGACGAACAUAAGGUGUUUGUCACUGAAGUAAACUCACACCGCGAUCAGAUUAUGGAGCUUGACAAGACUGGUACCCAUUUGAAAUAUUUUAGCCAAAAGCAGGAUGUUGUUAUUAUUAAAAAUCUACUUAUCAGUGUGCAAAGCCGUUGGGAAAAUGUUGUUCAACGCUCAUUGGAAAGGGGGCGGAUGUUGGAUGAUGCACGGAAGAGAUCCAAGCAGUUUCAUGAAGCUUUUGACAAACUUAUGGAGUGGCUUGAAGAAUCUGAGAGGUCCUUGGAUUCUGAACUUGAAAUUGCUAAUGAUCCAGACAAGAUCAAGACUCAGUUAACAAAGCAUAAGGAAUUCCAGAAAACCCUAGGAGGCAAGCAUACAGUAUAUGAUACAACCACACGGAGUGGGCGGUCACUAAAGGAGAAAGCGACACUGACAGAUGAUAUUCAGAAACUGGAUGAUAUGCUCAGCGAGAUAAGAGACAAAUGGGAUACAGUCUGUGGGAAAUCAAUUGAAAGACAAAACAAACUUGAAGAAGCAUUGCUGAUUUCUGGCCAGUUUACAGAUGCAUUACAGGCCUUGAUUGACUGGCUUUAUAGGAUUGAACCUCAGCUGGCUGAAGACCAGCCUGUUCAUGGUGAUAUCGACAUUGUGAUGAAUCUCAUAGACAACCACAAAGUCUUUCAAAAAGAGCUGGGAAAGAGGAGCAGCAGUAUUCAGGCACUAAAACGUUCUGCAAGAGAACUAAUUGAAGGGAGCCGUGAUGACUCUUCUUGGGUGAAAGCCCAAAUGCAGGAGUUAGGCACUCGCUGGGAAACAGUGUGCAAUUUGUCCGUGUCUAAACAGACUCGCCUGGAAGAAGCAUUGCAUCAGGCUGAAAGUUUUCAUGCAGCAGUACAUGCCCUGCUAGAGUGGCUGGCAGAUGCAGAACAAGCUCUUCGCUUCCAUGGGAUUCUCCCAGAUGAUGAAGACUCAUUGCGCUUACUUAUAGAACAACAUAAGGAGUUUAUGAGGAGAGUUGAAGAGAAAAGGUCUGAACUGAAUAAAGGAGCAAGUAUGGGAGAGGCAAUCCUGGCAAUUUGUCACCCUGACUCUAUUACAACUAUCAAGCACUGGAUAACCAUCAUCCGAGCCAGAUUUGAGGAGGUUCUAACCUGGACAAAGCAGCACCAGCAGAGGCUUGCAGUAGCUUUGGAUGAUCUAAUUGCUAAGAAAGAGCUUCUGGAAUCUUUGCUCGCUUGGUUACAGUGGUCUGAAAUGACACUCAAUGAAAAAGACAAAGAAGAUAUCCCACAGGACUUAGAUGAAGUUAAAGCACUGAUUGAGGAGCAUCAGAUAUUUAUGGAAGAAAUGACACAAAAGCAGCCAGAUGUUGAUAAAGUCACUAAAACAUACAAGAGAAAAGUGGAAUCCACUACAGGACAGUCUCAAAUCCCUGUGUUGGAUAAAGGGAGAGGAGGUUGGAAAAGAUCUCCGACGCCAAGUUUGUAUCCAUCUGGUACGCAGACAUCCCUUGAAACUAAAAACCCAAGGGUGAAUUUACUUGUAAGCAAAUGGCAACAAGUGUGGUUAUUGGCAUUGGAGAGACGAAGAAAACUUAAUGAUGCCUUGGAUAGGUUAGAAGAGUUAAGGGAGUUUGCCAACUUUGAUUUUGAUGUUUGGAGAAAGAAAUAUAUGCGAUGGAUGAAUCAUAAAAAGUCACGAGUAAUGGAUUUCUUCAGAAGGAUAGAUAAAGAUCAGGAUGGAAAAAUCACAAGACAAGAAUUUAUAGAAGGGAUCCUUUCCUCCAAGUUUCCAACCAGUCGCCUUGAGAUGAGUGCUGUAGCGGAUAUAUUUGAUCGUGAUGGUGAUGGAUACAUUGACUAUUAUGAGUUUGUGGCAGCCCUUCAUCCAAACAAAGAUGCAUACAAACCAAUAACUGAUGCUGACAAAAUUGAAGAUGAGGUCACACGCCAAGUAGCAAAAUGUAAGUGUGCCAAGAGAUUCCAAGUUGAACAGAUAGGAGAAAACAAAUACAGAUUCUUCCUGGGAAAUCAGUUUGGUGACUCCCAACAACUUCGCCUUGUUCGUAUUUUGAGAAGCACUGUGAUGGUUCGAGUUGGUGGUGGGUGGAUGGCGCUUGAUGAGUUUUUAGUGAAAAAUGAUCCUUGUAGAGUUCAUCAUCAUGGAAGUAAAAUGUUACGCUCGGAGUCAAACUCUUCAAUUACUACUCAGCCUCUUAUAGCUAAAGGAAGGACAAAUGUAGAGCUGCGUGAGAAGUUCAUGUUACCAGAAGGUGCUAGCCAGAGCAUGACUCCAUUCCGACCAAAGGGUCGAAGAUCUAGACCAUCAUCAAGAGGUGCAUCCCCUAACAGAUCCAAUUCCAGUCCAAAUAUACAAGCUAGUCCAUCAUUGGCUGCAAGCUCCAUCACACCCAAGACACCCCUCCAUUUAACACGCAAUUAUGGUAAGCCUUGGCUGGCAAACAGCAAAACCUCAACACCCUGUAAGAGUCCCGAGUCCCCAGAUUAUCAACUCUCAUCGCUUGAGACAACACCGAUACAGGGAAGCAAACUAAGGCUACCGGGAUACCUCUCCGGCAAAGAAUUUCACUCAGCAGGAGACAGUAACAUUUUGACCACUGCAGCCAGCAAAGUCAGGACACAGUUUGCAGACUACAGGAGAACUCCAAGUCGUGCCGGAAGCAAAGCUGGAAGCAGAUCAAGCAGUCGGCGUGGCAGCGAUGCCUCGGACUUUGAUAUUUCUGAAAUCCAAUCAGUAUGUUCAGAUAUGCCCGAGACUGUUUUAAACAGCAACAGGCCUUCUCCACGAGCAAGCCCACGCUCAGGAACAGGCAAACCUUCCAAAAUUCCAACACCACAACGACGGUCACCAAUGAACAAACCCAGCAAACUGACAAAGAGAUAGGGCGCCUUGCUCUGGAGAGCUUUUUCAUUGUGCUUUGCCUAUUUAAGUUUCUAAGAUGUAAAAACUAUUGUGUAAAAUGCGAUGUUUGAUUUUAACCCUGCAGAUGGCCUUAAAUGUAUGUUUGUCUUGUUUUUUUACACAUAUUUUUAUCAACAUUUCAUUGUCUUAUAGUUUGGAAAAGUGGAAGGGAGAUUCAAUUAAACUAACCUGUCCCUCUUUAUGUGCCGGACAUCCACUAAAGCAGUUGUUGAAUGUAUUAAUAACUCUCUGCAUUCUGGAAGACAGUACAGUAUGCCAACCACAGAUUCAUUAGUUUCCAAUAUGAAUACCUCAGAAUUACAGUAUUUAUACUAGUGCAAAAAAAGGCGAGCCGAGCGGUAAACACAAACACUAAGGGGCCUAUUUACUAUGCUGUGUUAAAUUAAAUUUGCCAAAAAAACAGUGUAAAAUGAAUUGAAAAUUUUGGCUUCCAAACACCAGAUUUAACUGAAUUUUCUUGCCGUUUUUUAAACAGCAUAAUAAAUAAGCCCAUAAAUCUUAUUCAUUAGAAUAUAUUUAUGCACACUGCAUUUAUUUGAGCAGUUUUACCUUGGGGAUCUCACAGAUCGGUAUUUAAUCAGUUUUUUUUUUUUAAACGUCUGUGAGAUUCUGUCCAAUAGAAUUUGAAUUGUGUCAAAAUAAUCGCAUUAUGUGCAUAAGUGAGGUUUUCUUUCGCUUGAGUGGAUGAUAGCAAUGUAUCAUCAGACUACUUUUGUAUGAAAUCCGUUUUGCUUGCAAGAUCUCAAUAAUAAACCAUGUCCAAAUCCGAA